Messenger RNA from Neoarius graeffei (lesser salmon catfish), 1901 nucleotides. It is a transcript of the gene lhfpl2a, whose product is annotated as LHFPL tetraspan subfamily member 2a. The transcript has 3 exons. The coding region runs from base 364 to 1014 and encodes 216 amino acids. Lineage: Eukaryota; Metazoa; Chordata; Actinopteri; Siluriformes; Ariidae. Gene Ontology annotation, cellular component: membrane. The record is from RefSeq and is a predicted model, not a curated record.
CGUUCAUGUAAUGUUCUAACUACGGAUAUUUUGUGCAUUAUGGGGUGUUCGGAAGUCCAGUUUAAAUAUUGGAAAGACAGACGGACAUGAUCUCAUUCCCUCAGUAGGAUGUAGGAGAAAAGGAGGAGAGACAGAAGAAGGAAAGUAUCAAGAGAAAGACCAGAUUAUUAAAUCUGUAGGAAAGAAGACAAAGAGGGAGACAGAAAUCAUCGAAGGUUGUGAUUUGGGACACGACCUAGAGUGGCUGGUUCACUCUCGAUUUUUUUUUUUUGGUGCACGUCCUUGUUUUUCUCUGCCUCCCCAUUAAGGCCCUGCACACUCUUUCACUCAGGAUCCCCCAUACGCACCCCCUCUGACAUCAUCAUGUGUCAUGUGAUUGUGACUUGCCGCUCCAUGCUCUGGACUCUCCUUAGUAUUGCCGCAGCCUUCAGUGAGCUCAUUGCUUUCCUUAGCACUGAUUGGCUUGUGGGGUUCCCACGUGUGCCUGACUCUGCCCCUGAGGCAUCUAGUGAGGUCUACCGCCCCACACUGGGGAUUUUUGGGCGGUGUGUGUUUGUGGGCAGAGUCAUGUGUGGCCCUUAUGCGCUGACAUUCAAUGAGAUUGCGAGCGGUUUCUGGAAAGCAGCAGCCAUUUUUCUGGCAACAGGAAUCCUGCUUCUCAGCGCUGUGGCCUUCACCUCGAUUUUCACCAUCUGCUUCCAGAGCAUCAUGAGGAAGAGCAUCUUCAAUGUGUGUGGACUACUGCAGGGUAUCGCAGGUCUAUUCCUGAUCCUGGGUCAGUUGUUGUAUGCAGCAGGGUGGGGCAGUGAGAAGGUGAAGCAGUACUGUGGUGUGAACUCGUCGGCGUAUAACCCGGCGCUGUGCUCAGUGGGCUGGGCUUUUUACACAGCGCUGCUCGGCACUGUGCUCAGCUUCAUCAGCGCCGUGUUCAGCGCGCAAGCCGAAAUCGCCACGUCCAGCGACAAAGUCCAGGAGGAGAUCCAACAGGGCAAAAACCUCAUCUGCCUUCUUUGAGAGAGAACCACAGGAGAAACAGAAGCCCUGAUGUUAGUCACAUUAAUGCCAGCAUGACAGCAGUCUAAUGACAAGAGAACAAAACCACUUUCAUUUCAUCUCACCACUAAAACUUUGCUCUUUUUUGUGUUCUGAUGUGGGAGAAAAUCCUCCUCCAUUUUUCUCUCUGUCCUUUGCCUUUACGCAUUUGUUUGUUUUGUUGUUUUUGGUUUGUUGCUUUUUGCCCCACUCACUGAAAUGAAGAAUGAAAUUGUAAAUAAGUGUGUAUAUACUGUAUAUAAUGAUGAGGAGGAGGCGGAGGAGGAGGAGGAGGAGGAAACAUCUCAGUGAUGAAGGUGCUGAAACCACUAAACCACUGUCACGGGUCAAAGUUCUGUACAUGUUUACCAGGAAGUAGGAAGUUUACUCCCACUGUUCUUGGAUCAGUUCCUGGCUGUAAAACACAAGUAGGCCUGCAAAGGUGAAGCUGACUCCAGAUCAGUGAUCCAAAGGAGCCAAGACCUUUGUUAAGACUCGUCUGUGGUAUUUUAACAGGACUGUUCCUCCUUUACUUUUUCCUUCUUUUGUCUGCUCAACUCUUUUCUUUUUCCUGUUAUUAUUCUUAUUUUUCCUUCCUCUCUCUCCAUUUUCUUCAUAUUUUCCCGUAUCAUUUCCUUUACCUUGUUUACUUCCUCCCAGUGUCCAGAGAAGCAAGAGGAAGAGAGAUCAUGUGCAGCAGGAAAAGCCCUAAAGUCAUUUGUUCUUAUACAUCCAUAGUGUGUGUGUGUGUGUGUGUGUGUGUGUGUGUGUGUGUGUGUGUGUGUGUGUGUGUGUGAGUGAGAAAGAGAAUAAUCACCAGCCACAUAAUCACAGUUCUCUGCCAAAUAAAUAAACCUGACUGAACUUUG